AUGGCAUUUUUGCCGGAACCCUUCCUUGGACACCUCGCUCUUCUUGUACACUCCAUUUUUUGCCUAAUUCAGGACACUCUUACAGGGGAUGACAUUAACAUGGCCAAAAUUUUGUUAACGGAAUUUGUGAUGAAAUACAAUAUGCUACAUGGGGACAUCAACAUGGUUUUCAACGUUCACUUACUCCAGCACCUGUCAAAGGAUGUUUUUCGUUGGGGGCUUUUGUGGACCCGUUCCGCCUUCUGCUUUAAGUCGUACCAUGGCGUUUCGGUUAAAUCUAUCAAAGGCAACCGUCGAGUAGCAAUGCAGGUGUUACACGAAGCUAUACUUAAGCAGUCUGUAAAUUUUUGUGUCCUAACUAAAGGAAUGGAUGUAAUCAAGAGAUCCCUUGCAAUUUUCAAGGAUAAGAAAAGGUGCCACUCGGGGGACACAGUGUCUAGCGUUACACUUCUGGCGUUACACAGCCGUCCAAGUUCAGUAAUUCUUCUUAAGAUUCAUCGCUGGAGGAGUUGUGUACCAAUCAGCUCAAUACUCACGUCCUCAAAGAAGCAACGACACUGUUGUAGUUCUUCAAGGCGAAAAGUUUGGCAUUAUUCGUUCGAUUUUUUCUUACAUGCUUAA
Messenger RNA from Ixodes scapularis (black-legged tick), 621 nucleotides. RefSeq lists its product as uncharacterized. The coding region runs from base 1 to 621 and encodes 206 amino acids. The transcript is spliced from 3 exons. The record is from RefSeq and is a predicted model, not a curated record. NCBI's taxonomy places the organism in Eukaryota, Metazoa, Arthropoda, Arachnida, Ixodida, Ixodidae.